AUGCGCGAAAUUGUGCACCUGCAGGCCGGCCAGUGCGGCAACCAGAUCGGAGCUAAGUUUUGGGAGGUAAUCAGCGAUGAGCACGGCAUCGACCCCACUGGCACAUACCAUGGAGACAGUGACUUGCAGCUAGACAGGAUCAGCGUUUACUACAAUGAAGCUACAGGUGGUAAAUAUGUUCCCCGUGCCAUCCUUGUUGAUCUGGAGCCUGGCACCAUGGACUCUGUUCGCUCUGGCCCCUUUGGACAGAUCUUCAGACCUGACAACUUUGUCUUUGGCCAGAGUGGUGCAGGAAACAACUGGGCUAAGGGCCACUACACUGAGGGGGCAGAGCUGGUUGACUCGGUGCUGGAUGUGGUGCGCAAGGAGGCUGAAAGCUGCGACUGCCUGCAAGGCUUCCAGCUUACCCACUCACUAGGCGGUGGCACUGGCUCAGGUAUGGGCACCCUGCUUAUCAGCAAGAUCCGUGAGGAGUACCCCGAUCGCAUUAUGAACACCUUCAGUGUGGUGCCCUCUCCCAAAGUGUCGGACACAGUGGUAGAGCCCUACAACGCCACACUGUCCGUCCAUCAGUUGGUUGAAAACACAGAUGAAACCUACUGCAUUGACAAUGAAGCUCUUUAUGGCAUCUGCUUCCGCACACUGAAGCUGACCACACCCACUUACGGAGACCUAAACCACCUGGUCUCGGCCACCAUGAGUGGCGUCACCACCUGCCUGCGUUUCCCAGGGCAGCUCAAUGCAGAUCUGCGUAAGCUUGCUGUCAACAUGGUGCCCUUCCCACGUCUGCAUUUCUUCAUGCCCGGUUUCGCCCCUCUGACCAGCAGGGGGAGCCAGCAGUACCGCUCCCUGUCAGUGCCAGAGCUCACACAGCAGAUGUUCGAUGCCAAGAACAUGAUGGCCGCCUGUGACCCGCGCCACGGUCGCUACCUCACCGUGGCCGCCGUCUUCCGUGGACGAAUGUCCAUGAAGGAGGUGGACGAGCAGAUGCUCAACGUGCAGAACAAGAACAGCAGCUACUUUGUCGAGUGGAUCCCCAACAACGUGAAGACGGCUGUGUGCGACAUCCCACCCCGCGGUCUUAAAAUGGCCGCCACUUUCAUCGGCAACAGCACAGCCAUCCAGGAGCUGUUCAAACGCAUCUCCGAGCAGUUUACAGCCAUGUUCAGGCGCAAAGCUUUCCUCCACUGGUACACCGGCGAGGGCAUGGAUGAGAUGGAAUUCACAGAGGCAGAGAGCAACAUGAACGACCUGGUGUCUGAGUACCAGCAGUACCAGGACGCCACCACCGAAGAGGGCGAGUUCGAAGAGGAGGGUGAGGAGGAAGUCGCCUAAAUUCUUCACAUUCUACGCCAAUUAUCUCAUCCUUAUCUCAUCCAUUUUCAUUACAGUGCAGGUGUUUACAUAUGAAUUGAAGAGUAUUUCUAA
This is a messenger RNA of Trichomycterus rosablanca, 1428 nucleotides long. RefSeq names its product tubulin, beta 4B class IVb-like (gene tubb4bl). The transcript is spliced from 4 exons. Gene Ontology annotation, cellular component: microtubule; cytoplasm. Gene Ontology annotation, biological process: mitotic cell cycle; microtubule cytoskeleton organization. The record is from RefSeq and is a predicted model, not a curated record. Bases 1 to 1335 code for a protein of 444 amino acids. NCBI's taxonomy places the organism in Eukaryota, Metazoa, Chordata, Actinopteri, Siluriformes, Trichomycteridae. Gene Ontology annotation, molecular function: structural constituent of cytoskeleton; GTP binding; GTPase activity.